AUGGAGACAGAGAAGGAAAUAGGAAUAGAGAGUGAUGAGCAGGGAGAUAAAGGAAAGAGAAGAGAAGGCGAAGGGGAGAAGAAAGCAAGAGGCAGGCCUACAAAGGCGGAGAAGCUUGCCAAACAAAGAGGAAGAACGGACAGCCUAGGAUCGGUCAAAGAUCUCAUCCAGAAAAGAAAAAGAAAAGAGAUAGAGGAAGAAACGGCUAGAGCAGAAAAAGAAAUUCCUGAAAAAUUUAACGAUGCAAGAAGGGUCAACAGAUCACCGCCAGCUAAGAUUAAAAAAGAAGAAAAGGGUAAAGGAAACAUAGCGGCAGAAGAUCUGUUAAAGGAGAUAUUAAGGAAAAUGGAGGAACAAGAGAAGGAAAAAAAAGAUAAAAAGGAAAUAAAAAACGAAAUUAAGGGAUUAAAGGAGGAAUUGAAGAGGAGCGAGGAAAUAUGGGAGAAGCAGAGAGAAGCGCUAGAAGAAAGGGUAAAAAAGCUAGAAGAGAAAAUAGAGAAGAUAGAAGUGAAGAACGCAGAAGAGAAUAGAGGCAGGGAGUUGAUAGAGAAAAUUAAGGAGAUAGAAAGAAGUAUGGAGAUGACGGAGAGAAGAAGGAGGAGAAACAACAUAAUCGUGAAAGAGGAGAAGGUAGGAAACGACAAGGAACGGAAAAAGAAAUUCGAAAAACUGAUGAAAGAAUUAAACAAAACAAAAGGGAUCAUUGAAGAAAUACAAAAAAUAGGAUAUUGCUCGGGGGGCGGUAGAGCCGUACCCGAAUUAGCGAGAAAGCGAACUCGAAGGACCAGGGGAGGUGUGUAA
Molecule: messenger RNA, 801 nt
Organism: Temnothorax curvispinosus
Lineage: Eukaryota; Metazoa; Arthropoda; Insecta; Hymenoptera; Formicidae
Product: cilia- and flagella-associated protein 251-like
Exons: 1
Coding region: 1-801 (266 amino acids)
Source: RefSeq, a predicted model, not a curated record